Molecule: messenger RNA, 1800 nt
Organism: Exophiala mesophila
Lineage: Eukaryota; Fungi; Ascomycota; Eurotiomycetes; Chaetothyriales; Herpotrichiellaceae
Product: acyl-CoA thioesterase II
Exons: 1
Coding region: 407-1540 (377 amino acids)
Biological process (GO): acyl-CoA metabolic process; fatty acid catabolic process
Cellular component (GO): peroxisomal matrix
Molecular function (GO): fatty acyl-CoA hydrolase activity
Source: RefSeq, a predicted model, not a curated record
CGGACACCAUCAUCAACCCCAGAUCCACCGGCUAUCUGGCACAGCACCAAUCACUCCAUCUCCGAACUAAUGCCCUCGACCUCAUUCCGGCCCUGAACGCCCUGAAUAUUAUUGUUGCUCCGAGCUCUCGCUCAAAUCACUUUCCUUGAUCGCCCUCCUCAUCCUCUCUAUUCCUUUUCCCAACUGUCAGCGCAACUCAUUCGAUUACCCACGGGUGCCUAAUCACCACCACAUCGUGGUCAGGAUACAUGUGUCAGGAGUGUCCCAGUGCUGGUUAUUGCUUCAACUGGGUUUGAGCAUACAUCUAUCUGGUGACUCCCUGAAGGAGAGAGACUUGUCUACCUUGACUCUCGACUCUAGCACCCUUUCAUCGCCCUCAAUAAAUCCCCUCCAAAGCAGAGUCACCAUGUCUACACACUCGACUCUGAUCAAACCCCCCAAGAAUCUCCCCCACCACUCCCCUAUCGAAAAUGUCCUGUCCCUCCUACCACUGCUCGACAUUGGACCCGACAUCUACACCAAUGCUCGUCCUCUGUGGCAUCCUCCGGGCGCCAGAGGCAUCUUUGGUGGUGCAGCCAUCGCUCAAUGUCUUUCUGCCGCCCAAGCCACCAUCCCCAAGGACUUUACCGUCCAUAGCAUGCACUGCUACUUUGUCCUCGCCGGCAACUCGGAGAUCCCUAUCCUAUAUCACGUUGAACGAGUCCGCGAUGGCAAGAGUUUCAUCACCCGUACAGUCCAAGCCCGGCAACGAGGAAAAUGUAUCUUCACCACCACUUUGUCUUUCAUGAAAGAAGGUGCUGGAGGCAAACUCAAGGUCGAACAUGCAUCCCGGUUGCCUCGCGAUGUUGCCCCUCCCCCCGAGCUCGACCCCAACAAGGACUUUUGGCAGUUGAAAGCCAGUGGUGCCGUGGACGAACGACCCUUUGAGAGUGUGCGCGCAGGUUCCACUCGCCAUGCGGACCCCUCAGAACGUAAACUUCGCCAAUGGAUCCGCGCCAGAGGCCGCAUCAGCGACUGUCCGCCAGAUGUGCGCGAGCAGGAACUGAGCGACGGUGUGCGCGCAAAUCAGCCUGGAGAUAACCAUCAAGCCCACCUGUCGGCUCUCGCCUACAUGUCUGACAGCUACUUUGUCGGCACCGUUGCGCGCGUCCAUAAUUUGAUGCGCUUUGCCAACCCCAAGAGUAUCGAGGCCACCAUCGCCGCAUUCAAGGGUUCCGAGGAGGAGAAGGCGCAGACUCGGAAAUAUCUCCAGGAAAUCGCCAUGGAGGAAGAAGAAGAGAACAGGGAAUUUGGAAAGUCGGCCGCCAAGGACGAUCGCAAGAUCGGCAUGAUGGUCUCCCUCGAUCAUGCCAUUUUCUUCCACAACCCUCGCGCCUUCCGCGCCGACGAAUGGAUGUUGACCGAGAUGGAGAGCCCUUGGGCCGGUGAUGGCAGAGGUCUGGUCGUCCAGAGAAUAUGGAGCAAGUCCGGCACUCUGAUCGCCACUUGUACACAGGAAGGAUGUGUCAGGUUACAGCAGCCCAAGGAGACCAAAAUCUAAGUCGGUCGAGUUGGAUUUUUUGAGACACUAGCGGCUGAGCACUACGAGUACAUCUGCGUUUCGCCCUUGGACUAGUAGCAGGUGGUAUGUUACGUGUGUGCGUACGUUCACACGUCACAUGUCACACGUCACACGCACACGUACACAUGUUUUGUGUCGGAGUCUGGCUGCCAAACAUCAUAUGUGCCCUACGAUAUUGUUGAUUGUUUAUAUUUGGACUUUUCUUUAGACAUGUAGAAUUUCUACCACUGGUCUUCCAA